AUGGGAGAAAUCUAUCACUUUACCCGACUCGGACACUACUAUCAACUAUUAUUCACACUUCUUAUAGCCAUUUGUCUACUGACUUUCGCAUCGAUCGAUUACAAUUUCGAGAAUCAUUGGCAAUCGAUAAGCGAGGUCGUUUUUGCAGUUGGACUGAGCAUACUGAUCAUUGGAAUUUUCAAAUUUCGAACCAUUUGUAUCGAUAGGAAAUACAAAACACCAGUGCUCAAAAAAUGCGAGAGAGAUUUGACAAUCGGAUGUUUCGGAAUGCUUUUUUUCGCAAUUAUUCCAUACAUUGUGAUUUGUUUCGGCAAGUUUCCUUUUGCGGCGACUGUCUUCGUAUAUUUCGCAUUCAAUAUCACUUCUGCCAUCGUCUACUACACAUUCAUUUGGAGAAUUGAGAAUUUAUGUCAUCUGGAGCACGGUACUCCUCAAAUCGCCAUUGUCGGAGUCAUUUAUUUGAUAAUCGCCUUCAUCACACUGCUUUUGGUGUCGAUGUUUCAUUCGCAAAUCGGAGCAAUCGUUCUGAUGGUGGUGCUCUCGUAUUCGAGCGUUGUGAUGAGCACUUUGAUCACAUUAUCGACAGUUUUGAUGGGUGAUCGAAUUGAAUUGGCGAAGAGUUGCGAAGCAAAUUGCAAUGAGAAAAUCAAUAAUCAGAAGAAAUCAAAAACUAGAGAAAAUGCAGAAGCGACACCACAACCAACUGUUCUAAAGUGUGAGAUUUGCAUGAUUCAAUGCAUCGAAAACGAAAUUCCUGGAAUCGUGACCAGUUGUGGACACAGAAUUUGCCAGAGAUGUAUUGAGCAAUCACCGUUCGAUCAGAAUCAAGAAAACGCCUUCUGUCCGUUUUGUCAUGAAGUUUACGAUUUGAACGGAGAAGAGAAUUUGGUUUAA
Caenorhabditis briggsae is the source of this 894-nucleotide messenger RNA. NCBI's taxonomy places the organism in Eukaryota, Metazoa, Nematoda, Chromadorea, Rhabditida, Rhabditidae. Bases 1 to 894 code for a protein of 297 amino acids. The transcript is spliced from 3 exons. The record is from RefSeq and is a predicted model, not a curated record.